GUGUGGAGUAUUUUUUCCGCAUUCAAUAUAUCCUGGUAAAUUUAAUCAAAUUUAGGACGCUGGUAGGUAAAUGAUUGGUAUAUAAGAAGAUCGGUUUUUAUUGAAGUUACAUCGAUGUGUCGGCAAUAUUUCUGCUAAAUCGGCAACUUUUGGGUGUGUAGUGGACAUUACAUUGGUAUUAUAUAGCUCAUCAUCCGUGCUGCUACAUUUUUUCUUCUGAUUUGUCAUCCGCCAAAUAAACACCAUGGUAUUUUCUAAGGCUCUGAUUCCACUUUCUGUCAGUUAUUUGAUUGUGGUAUUGACCGUCAGCUGCUUUGCUGCGCCUUGGCCGGAAGCUGCCUACCCGGCACAGUAUGGCGGUGUGUUUCCGCGGGCGGCCUAUCUGCCGUAUCCCCGUCCGGGCCUGGGACUACGCUCCGUAUCCGGUAGGAAUGAGUCGACCAAGAUGCUGCGACCUGAGCCAGCCGGUGGUCAUAUCCGAUUACUCGUAGGUAAACGGAUGCCCUACUACAGCGCCAUCAAUGUCAUCGACGAUCAGGAUGAUUUCCUGAGGAAGCGCGCCAUCAACGACGACCCGGAGCCCAUUGAAUUUCUCGGCCGGAAGUGAAUACACAGAACGCCGACGUUGGGAUACACCGCGGUGUUGUAUGUUCCCGUGAUGCUAACCUGAUCUCGAUUUGACCUUUGUAUCUCAAAUUAAUUAAGCACCUAUACUUACUUUGAUCCGAUUAAAUUUUUUAUUUAAUUAAAUUCCUUUAAAAUCCGACUAGUUUCAGUUAUUAUAUCAUUUAAAUUUGUAUGCUUUUAAUUCAUUUCGCCUUCACUUAAGCUUGCAAGUACUUAUACAAAUGAUAAUUCGCCGGUCGACUAUCGUCCUUUGCAAUGCGUGAGGAUGUACAAAAUACUGCUACUGGCUGUUUGUGUAUUUAAAAUUAAUAAUGAUAACGACAUACUCGAACUGAUUGUUUUAAGUUUAAAUACAUACUUUACAUAAACACAAUUUUACAUUCUGAUUGUUCGAGGUUCGGGAUGAAGAAUUUGAAACACUGCAAGAAUUAAACUUAAAUUUUAUGUAAUUUGCCGAAGUACUUAUACUCGUGCGUAGAAUCCUUUAAUUUAAUGCGUUGUCGUCGCAUGCUCAUAAUAUUUCUAUCAAUAAAUUAUGCACAAUGCACAUGAUCUGACGAAGAGAUCUUUCUUAUUAACUAAUUUUAUGCACAGCUGCAAAUUUGUACUAUAUUUGCUCGAGUUGAGCAGUGAGCGGCAUUGAGCGCCAUUAAUGUUGAAUCGCAAACUGGAAUAUAAUAAAGU
Messenger RNA from Paramacrobiotus metropolitanus, 1311 nucleotides. RefSeq lists its product as uncharacterized. The transcript has 2 exons. The record is from RefSeq and is a predicted model, not a curated record. The coding region runs from base 245 to 607 and encodes 120 amino acids. Lineage: Eukaryota; Metazoa; Tardigrada; Eutardigrada; Parachela; Macrobiotidae.